CAAGACCUUAUACCUUAUUCCAACUUCUCACAUCCUCUCUGCUUUUCCUUUUCCUUUUCCUUUUCCUUUUCCUUUUCUUGUCCUAUUUCAACUCCUUUUCGCAACCUUCUCCUAUUAUAAACAGUUGCGACGGUCUCUCCUUCCUCCUCCGUAUAUCGCAAUAUAUACUUGCAUUUGCGGAAUCCGCUCUUGAUGGGAUUUCGCCGAUCACACAUAACGAUGCAUAACCUCAUUGCCUGGACUGCGAAAUCGGUGCGACGACAUGGGGAUCCUUCGACGAAUCAACAUCCGUCAAAGGACGGAUCGGAUCUAGGUGCCGUGAAGUACCACCAAAAUGCCAUGAUUUGAGGUUGACUAACACUUCAUUGUUAAGCAUUUCCUUAUUAAGCCAUUACUGUACCAGAUAUUCGUGCUUUGAUCUGCUAUGCAAUCUUUCAUAAGCCAUUACUGCACCAGAUAAACGGCUUUAAAUCUACUAUGCAAUCUUUCGUAAGCGCUCCCUCUAUCUCUAUAACGUUCGCUUUCCAACGGUAAGUAUUUUUUUUUCUUCACAUUUUCUCCCUCCAUUUUUCCUCAUUAUCUUUUUCACUCGCGUACUGUUCAUCAUGUCCGAAGUGAAUCGUCUCGAAAAUGCAGAAAAGUCACAAGAAGCAGAAGCGAGUUUACAAGGUGCCAUCGUCCCCAAUGAAUUAGAUCAAUGCCAAGAACAUCCUACUGUAGAGGAAAGAGAGAGAUUACCAGAACAUGUCUCUAUCCACACUCAAUCCUCUUCAUCGUCAAUAGCAGAAGACCAGGAUGAUACACCCGAUCUCGAAUUGGCACCUGUUGCUUCCGGCCCACCAUAUUCGGCUUUUGGUCUCUGGAAGAAGAGAUAUAUUGUCGGCAUGUGCACAUUGGCAGCUUUCAUCUCCCCUACGUCGGCCAACAUAUACUUCCCGGCGCUUAAUCCACUCGCCGCCGACCUCGGUGUAUCUAAUACCCUCAUCAAUUUGACUCUCACAUCUUUCAUGAUCUUUCAGGGUCUGGCGCCAACAGUUUUUGGAGAUUUGGCAGAUAUGGCUGGAAGACGUCCUACAUAUAUCAUUUCGUUCAUUAUAUACUUGGGCGCAAAUAUUGGUCUGGCGUUACAGAACAAUUAUGCUGCUUUGUUCAUCCUACGAUGUUUACAAAGUUGUGGAAGUAGCGGUGCCAUCGCUUUAGGGUUUGGAGUCAUUGCAGAUGUAUCCACAAGUGCCGAACGGGGAUCUUACAUGGGACUUGUUGGAGCUGGCGCCAUGAUGGGACCAGCUAUAGGACCUGUGAUUGGUGGAAUCUUGGCACAAUUCCUGGGAUGGCGCGCAAUCUUUUGGUUUCUCGUAAUCCUCGCAGCUGUGUUCCUCAUACCAUUUACUCUUACAGUUCCUGAAACUGGUCGGAACGUUGUUGGUAAUGGAUCUAUCCCACCUCAAGGUUGGAAUAUGACGGUUGUUGAAUGGUGGAAAUAUCGCAAAGAACAAAAGUCUGCAGAUGGGCUUUCUCGGACAGUAACAGCUGAAAAUAGAAGAGCUGCGCAGGCCGACCUUGCAAGCAAACGAAAACUACGUUGGCCAAAUCCUUUAAAAACAGUAUACAUCAUCAUGGAGAAGGACGUUGCCAUGGUGUUAUUUUACAAUGCUCUACUAUACACAGCAUUCUAUGACGUUACAGCUUCUAUACCACAACUUUUCAAGGAAAUGUAUGGAUUCAAUGACUUACAGAUUGGUCUAUGCUAUCUCCCGUUUGGAUGUGGUUGUGCGUUGUCUAGUAUCAUCAACGGUAAAAUGUUGGAUCGAAAUUACAAGAAAAUUGCCCGAAACAUCGGAUUUAGCAUCGACCAUAAGAGGGGCGAUAACCUGAGACAUUUUCCCAUUGAAAGGGCUAGAUUAGAGAUAAUUUGGCCUCUCUUGGGUGUGGGACUUGCUUGCUAUCUUUGUUAUGGUUGGGUUCUGGAGAAGAAUGCAAACUUGGCUGCACCUCUCGUUCUUCAAUUCUUGCUAGGGCUUUGCAUUAACGGUUCUUUCAAUAUUCUUAGCACACUUGUUGUUGACUUAUAUCCACAAAGUCCAUCUACUGCGACAGCUGCAAAUAAUCUUGUACGAUGUCUACUUGGUGCAGGUGGAACAGGGAUCAUUACUAUUAUGAUUGAUCAUAUGGGAAGAGGAUGGUGCUUUACAUUCAUUGCUCUUGUGUGCAUUUUCACAUCUCCAAUGUUAUGGAUUGAAUUGAAAUGGGGACCGGUAUGGAGAGAAGAAAGAAUGGUAAGAAUAGAGAAGCAGGCUGAGGAGGAGAAGUCUAGACAGGAAGCUAAUGCUCAAGUCACGCAAAAUGAUGGAACGAUGAACGAGAAGGUUUAAUGAUACCUUUAGCUAUUUUGAUGAUGUUUGGCGUUUGUAUGUAGCAUUAGAUGGUUUGAUUUCUGGCAUAUACCCGGUUGCGUUUUAUUUAUAAUCUACUCGGUAUUGCAUGUAUUGGGGGGAGAUGAAGAAACUAUUCGAGUAUGGUGCGGUGGCAAGGGUGGGAAGAGAUUGUUUAGUUGUUAAUUCGUGAAGGGCCAAUAAUGUAUAGUACUGUAUUGAUUGUAUAGCUUAACAUGCUAUCUCAACAAUCCAUUCACAUUCAAUCAACUGUGAGCCGGACUUAAUGCUGCUUUUUGCUUUA
This is a messenger RNA of Sclerotinia trifoliorum, 2676 nucleotides long. Lineage: Eukaryota; Fungi; Ascomycota; Leotiomycetes; Helotiales; Sclerotiniaceae. The record is from the annotation of a GenBank genome assembly.